This is a messenger RNA of Stegodyphus dumicola, 481 nucleotides long. It is a transcript of the gene Sem1, whose product is annotated as Suppressor of exocyst mutations 1. NCBI's taxonomy places the organism in Eukaryota, Metazoa, Arthropoda, Arachnida, Araneae, Eresidae. Gene Ontology annotation, biological process: double-strand break repair via homologous recombination; proteasome assembly; mRNA export from nucleus. Gene Ontology annotation, cellular component: proteasome complex; proteasome regulatory particle, lid subcomplex. The record is from RefSeq and is a predicted model, not a curated record.
UUGUCUACUUUGUCUGUCCGUCUAGGAAAUGUGAAAAUUUCGAAUCAUCCUAUACUUCAUGAUUUUCUUAGAUGUACAAUAAUUCAUAGUGCUUGUGAAUUGCUGCAGAAGUUGAUAAUUAUAUUUUCAACAAAUAGUUAUAUCUGUUUUGGACAUUUCAUGGUCAUGGUUGUAAAGCCUCAAAGUGAAAUGAGUGAAACAACCAAAAAAGUGGAUCUAGGAUUGCUUGAAGAAGAUGACGAAUUUGAAGAAUUCCCUGCUGAAGAUUGGACUGCUAAAGAUGAAGAUGAACAAGACGUUAAUGUCUGGGAAGAUAACUGGGAUGAUGACAAUGUUGAAGACGAGUUUAGUAAUCAGUUAAGGGCUGAACUGGAGAAAUGUGGACAUAAGGUUAAUGGAAGUGGUGAACCAAUGAAAUCAUGAUUUUUUCAUCCAUAUUGAUACCUCAUUUUCUUUAUUAAAAUUCAUGGUAUAAAUUGUG